Exophiala xenobiotica is the source of this 2317-nucleotide messenger RNA. RefSeq lists its product as uncharacterized. The transcript is spliced from 4 exons. Lineage: Eukaryota; Fungi; Ascomycota; Eurotiomycetes; Chaetothyriales; Herpotrichiellaceae. Gene Ontology annotation, cellular component: endoplasmic reticulum. Bases 121 to 1731 code for a protein of 536 amino acids. The record is from RefSeq and is a predicted model, not a curated record. Gene Ontology annotation, molecular function: amino acid transmembrane transporter activity. Gene Ontology annotation, biological process: amino acid transmembrane transport.
UUGUUGGCACGUGGCGGAGGUCCUCCGUCGUCCUCCAAUGCCAGAUGUUGACACCUUCACUCGGACUAGAAAGUGCAUUCAUUCUGUCGACUAGACAGACGAGAUGCAACGCCGUACGAGAUGACCAUAGAUGACGAGGAUCCUGAUGGUUCAGUCAAGCACGCCCCGAAUGGCACCCUCGAAAGCCACACUUCCCCACGAUUCUCAGGAGAGGACAACUCUGACCAGACUCGAAGUCCGUCGAUAAGCUCUUCCCAGUUCACUCGCCCUCUCGCACAGAGACAAUCCUCCCUCCUCCAGCCUCGACCAGAUGGCACUCCUCGAACCACCAACAGGGUACGCUUCGACCUUGAUGAACAACGAAAUGGCCAAACUCCCGAGGGGUGGAUGGAAGAGGAGGACUAUCUCGACUCCCCAAGUCAAGAUGCACCGCUGCUCACUAAUAUAACUCCGCCCGCCGAGUCACCCUUUUUAUCCGACUCGUUCCAGCCAGAAGACCAUUUACCCAAUGCCCGACCAAAGAGUGGCAUGCAGAGUGCGUUCAUGAACAUGGCAAACUCGAUCAUCGGCGCAGGCAUCAUUGGUCAACCAUAUGCAUUCAGACAAGCAGGUCUCACGAUGGGAGUCAUUCUUCUUGUUGGCCUUACAAUAACCGUGGACUGGACGAUACGCUUGAUCGUUAUCAACAGCAAGUUAUCCGGGGCGGACUCGUUCCAGGCGACCAUGCAGCAUUGUUUCGGUAGGAGCGGGCUUGUUGCGAUUUCAGUGGCACAAUGGGCGUUUGCAUUUGGCGGGAUGAUUGCUUUCUGCAUUAUUGUGGGCGAUACUAUUCCCCAUGUCCUCGAAUCAUUGAUUCCGGGUUUGAGGGAUGUGCCCUUUCUAUGGCUCCUGACUGACAGGAGGGCUGUUAUAAUACUGUUCAUUUUGGGGAUCAGUUUACCUCUGAGCUUGUACAGGGAUAUUGCAAAGCUUGCCAAAGCGUCUACACUGGCGUUAAUCAGCAUGCUCAUAAUCAUUGUGACGGUCGUCACUCAGGGAGCAUUUGUGGACCCGGACCUUCGAGGAAAUGUCAAAGGGUUGUUAUUUGUCAACGAUGGCUUCUUUCAAGCGGUUGGGGUCAUUUCAUUCGCGUUUGUCUGUCAUCACAAUUCUCUGCUCAUUUAUGGCUCUUUGAAGACGCCCACGUUAGACCGCUUUGCGACCGUCACUCAUUACAGCACUUUCAUCUCCCUCGUUGCAUGCCUUGUCAUGGCACUCGCGGGCUUUCUCACCUUCGGCGACCGAACGAAAGGCAAUGUGUUGAACAACUUUCCUUCGCAAGGACACGUGAUGGUUCAAAUUGCCCGGUUGUGUUUUGGUCUCAACAUGCUCACCACUCUGCCCCUCGAAUGCUUUGUCUGCAGAGAAGUCAUGAACAACUACUGGUUUCCGGAAGAACCAUAUCAACCCAAUCGACAUCUGAUUUUCAGCAGCGCUCUGGUGGUCAGCGCAAUGGCGAUGAGCCUUCUUACUUGUGACUUGGGAGCGGUGUUUGAAUUGAUAGGCGCAACCAGCGCGUGUGCGCUUGCCUACAUCUUGCCACCGUUGUGUUAUAUCAAACUGAGUACGAGGAGCUGGAAGACCAUACCUGCGGUCUUAUGCAUCGUAUUCGGGUUUGCUGUUAUGACUGUCAGUCUGGUCCUGGCCAUGAAGAAGAUGAUCAAACAUGAAGGAGAACCACAUCAAUGCUAGAUAAAAUGGAGCAAAAGAUCGCAAACAGACGGAGCAAAUGGUUGACAAUGAAGAGAUUACCUGCUCAUGGACCUGAAGCAAUUGGAGUGCUAGAACUAUGCGGCCUUGAUCUGCACUCGUCGCCUUCAUUCUCGAAUGUGCCACCCAGCCUACUGCCAUACUGCCCUCGUGGGACCUGGUGAGAGUCCAAUCUCAGAAGGAACAUGGGUGAUGCUCAUGGGGCAUACGAGGCCCUUCCCGCCAGGCUAUGCUUGUAUGGCACAUGUCUUCAGGGCCGUUGAUGAAUGGCAAGGACUCGCAGAUCAGAGGAGCAUCGGACAUAUCAUUGUUCACUUAGCCCAGUCGCUUUGCCAUUGUGCAUGAGAAACCUUGAGCAACGUACGUUGCAGCCAGGGAUUUGGAACGCGUAUUCAAGCGUAUCGAGACUUUGCCGAGAUGACAUGCAUGAUAUGCAGGUAACACAGGCAGAUUGCCGCAAGGCCCAGGCAUUAUUACUGCUACGACCAGCUUGUUUACCGUACUUACCGCUGACGUGGCAGAUGCCAGUCAUUCUCAUGAUUUUCCAACCACCUUUCGCCAGUGGCAU